Carassius auratus (goldfish) is the source of this 957-nucleotide messenger RNA. Its product is annotated as GTPase IMAP family member 4-like. The transcript is spliced from 3 exons. Gene Ontology annotation, molecular function: GTP binding. The record is from RefSeq and is a predicted model, not a curated record. Lineage: Eukaryota; Metazoa; Chordata; Actinopteri; Cypriniformes; Cyprinidae. The coding region runs from base 1 to 957 and encodes 318 amino acids.
AUGGGCAUAUCGGAUUCAAGAGAAAGAGAAGAUGAAGUGAGGAUUGUGCUGCUGGGAAAAACUGGAGCUGGGAAGAGUUCAACUGGAAACACAAUCUUAGGAAGAGAAGUUUUCAUAUCAGACUUUUCUGAAGAAUCUGUUACUAAAGAGUGUCAGAGAGAGACAGCUGAAAUCAACGACAGACACAUUACUGUGAUCGACACUCCAGGACUGUUUGAUACUGAAUUCAGUAAUAAAGAAAUCCAGAGAGAAAUGAGUAACUGUAUCUCCAUGAUCCUGCCUGGACCACAUGUGUUUCUCUUACUGAUUCCACUGGGACGAUUCACUCAAGAAGAUGCAAAAGCAGUGGAGAUCAUUCAAAAGAUGUUUGGUGAAAACUCUUUAAAGUACACCAUAGUGCUCUUCACCAGAGGAGAUGAUCUGCAGAACAAAACUAUUGAAGAGUAUCUGAUAGAACCUGAAUCUGGCCUUAAAAACCUGAUCGAUGAGUGUGGAAACAGAUUUCAUGUGUUCAAUAAUAAAGAGACUGGAGACCAAACACAGGUGAUUGAUCUACUGCAGAAGAUAGACAACAUGGUGAAGACAAACGGAGGGAGUUACUAUUCAUGUAAGAUGUUCAGAGAGAUGGAGAGACAAAUACAAGAACAACAGAAGAACAUACUGAUUGAGAGAUUUAGAGAAAGAGAAGAAGAGAUGAAGAUGAUCAUGGAGAAAGAAAGACAGAAUUAUGAGAGAGAGAAAAAGAGAAAAGAAGAAGAACUUAGAGAGAGAGAAGAACAAUAUAAAAGAGAGAUUAAAGAAAGAGAGGAACAAGAAAGAAAGAUUCGAGAGGAGCUGAAGAGAGAACGAGAGGAAUGGGAGAAACAAAUAAAACAGGAAAGACAAAGAAGAGAAGAAGAGGAAGAGAAAUGGAGAAAUAUAAUUAAGGAAACAUGGAUAUUCCCUAGGCUCUAUUAG